Molecule: messenger RNA, 960 nt
Organism: Pezoporus flaviventris
Lineage: Eukaryota; Metazoa; Chordata; Aves; Psittaciformes; Psittacidae
Gene: PSMG3
Product: proteasome assembly chaperone 3
Biological process (GO): proteasome assembly
Source: RefSeq, a predicted model, not a curated record
AUGGCGGCGGGUAAUGGCGGCGCGGCGCUGAGGGGGGGAAGAGCAGCGGCCGUCCCGCACCGCCGCCAUCGCCAUCACCUUCCGCCAUCGCCCCGCGCCGCCGGCCGGCGGAGGGAGGGGAAAGGCGCCGCUUCCGCCGCGGCGGGGCGGGCCUGGGCGGAGAGCGGCGGCACGGCGGGGCCCGGUGCGGCCAUGGCAGCGAAUCCCAUCGUGAUGUCCAAGCAGCGAGAGGAGGUGGUACGCGGGGUGCCGACAGAGGUGGUGUGCACGGCGUUCUCCAACUCCGUCCUCGUGGUAGUCACGCAGUACGGCAAGAUGGGCACAAUCGUCUAUGUGGACCCCAACACAGUGGGUGACAACGUGGGCAGGCCCUCGCUCACCACAAAGGUGCUGCUGGGCAAGGACGAGCCCCUCGUUCAUGUUUGUGCCAAAAACCUGGUGGCAUUUGUGUCUCAGGAAGCUGGGAACAAACCCGUUCUUCUCGCCAUGGCUUUAAAGGACAAGACCAUGGAAGGAAUACAAGCUCUACGGGAAGUGAUCCGAAGUUGCCAAGUGUGGUGAAGUUGUGCCAUCUGGAUUCAAGGAAAUGAUCUUGAGUCUGUGACUCAUCACCACCUAUUUAAAAGGACAAGAAAUGAAAAUGAUGGAAUGUCUUUGUGCUGGUUUUGGACGAACUGAGGAAUUUCAUGAAUUUUUCUCUACUGUGUAGAACAUUUGUGGGUUUUGUUACUGUGACAGGUUUGCAGUCCAUACAGUCAGUGAUGAGACGACGGCAAUUGUCUCAACAUGCAAGAGAAGUGUUAUUUUAAUCACACUGGGUGGGCUGUAUAUUUGGGAAGUGGCGUGGCUCUUGCGUUUGUAUCCUGAGGAGCGAUGGAUGCCAAGCUCUGGAGCUACGCUGCACCGCAGAGGGGGAACACCCAGUGCAGGGUGAAUAAAAAGAAACAUUGACAAAUCUAA